CAUUUCUGAAAACUCUGUUAAUUUGAAUCUCAAACUGAUGAAAUGGAGUAAUUUGCCAGAAAUUGAUCUAGAAAAAUUGAAGAAAACCAAAUGCAUAUUAUUGGGAUCGGGCACUCUGGGCUGUUCUGUGGCUAGGACACUUUUGGGAUGGGGUGUGAGGCACAUCACAUUUGUUGAUAAUUCGACUGUGUCUUUUUCAAAUCCAGUUCGACAAAGUUUAUUUACUCAUCAGGAUUCUGUUGAGAUGAAGCCAAAGUCACAGGCGGCAGCUGAAAACUUGAGCAAGAUUUUUCCUGGAGUGAAUUCUAAAGGAUUCCAAAUUACCAUUCCAAUGCCAGGUCACACUGUUGGUGACAGUAUGGUUGAAAGUACUAUAGGAAGUGUUCAAAAACUCAGCGAACUGAUAGCAGAUCAUGAUGUUAUUUUUCUAUUAACAGAUUCAAGAGAAAGCAGGUGGCUGCCAACUUUGUUAGGAAGUGCCCAACAAAAGAUAGUAAUAAAUGCUGCUUUGGGAUUUGAUGCCUAUCUAGUCAUGAGACACGGAAUUCACAUUGAAAAUGGAUAUCAACAGGAUAUACCACAUCCAAACGGUUUCCUGGCAAUCAACGGAGCAGAUUUAGGAUGUUACUUCUGUAAUGAUGUAACUGUUCCAGGAAAUUCAAUGAAGAACAGAACAUUAGACCAACAGUGUACUGUGACAAGGCCAGGUGUUUCACAAAUAGCGGGUGCUCUUGCAGUAGAAUUAGCAGUUUCCAUUUUACAACACAAAGAAGGAUUAUAUGCUCCCGCUUUUUACAGUACGUCUCCUAAAAGUAAGAUUGAAGAUCUUGAAGGCGCAAAUUCCUCAAUUCUUGGUCUUGUUCCUCAUACCAUAAGAGGCUUUCUGUCACCUGUUAAUCAAAUCAUUCCUGCCACUCCAAAGUAUAAGAAUUGUGUGGCAUGUUCUGAAAUGAUUAUAAAAGAAUAUAAGACAAAAGGCAUAGAUUUUCUUCUGAAGGUUUUUGAUAGUUCGAAACACCUAGAAGAAAUUUCACUUAUGCCAGAUAUGUUCUUGGAAAAUAAAUUUGGUGAUGUUUUGGAAUUUAGCGAAGAUGAAGAUUUUGAUGAUUAAACCCAGCAGCAGAAAAUGUACAUGUUACCAAGUUAUACAUUAUUAAAAGAAUUAGUUAUUAAUUUUUUCAUAAUUAGAAACUGCAAUUAUUUAAAGUUCAGAUGUUGCAUAAAAAUAUUAAUUGUUUAUUAAUUGCUAUAUUAAAUAUCUGAAGUAUU
Molecule: messenger RNA, 1269 nt
Organism: Leptinotarsa decemlineata (Colorado potato beetle)
Lineage: Eukaryota; Metazoa; Arthropoda; Insecta; Coleoptera; Chrysomelidae
Gene: Atg7
Product: Autophagy-related 7
Biological process (GO): C-terminal protein lipidation; protein modification by small protein conjugation; autophagosome assembly
Cellular component (GO): phagophore assembly site; cytoplasm
Molecular function (GO): Atg8 activating enzyme activity; Atg12 activating enzyme activity
Source: RefSeq, a predicted model, not a curated record